Messenger RNA from Chanos chanos (milkfish), 902 nucleotides. RefSeq names its product insulin-like growth factor binding protein 3 (gene igfbp3). Bases 1 to 894 code for a protein of 297 amino acids. The record is from RefSeq and is a predicted model, not a curated record. The transcript has 4 exons. Lineage: Eukaryota; Metazoa; Chordata; Actinopteri; Gonorynchiformes; Chanidae. Gene Ontology annotation, molecular function: insulin-like growth factor I binding; fibronectin binding; insulin-like growth factor II binding. Gene Ontology annotation, biological process: regulation of insulin-like growth factor receptor signaling pathway. Gene Ontology annotation, cellular component: extracellular region.
AUGACGGGGCUGUGCGCUCUCUGUCUGUCGGUGCUGCUUGCAGCUUUCGUCAGGUUGACGGAGUGCGUAGGUCCGGUGGUUCGCUGCGAACCGUGUGACGCUGGGGCGCUGGUGCAGUGUAAGCCUCUGCCCCAUGACUGCACGGAGCGGGUGCGGGAGCCGGGCUGCGGCUGCUGCCUGACGUGCGCGCUUAGUGAAGGCCAGGCCUGUGGAGUGUACACGGGCCGUUGCGGGGCCGGGAUGAGCUGUCAGCAGCGACCCGGGGAGAGCAAGCCCCUGCAGGCACUACUGGAAGGACGGGGCGUAUGCUCAAGCGCACCAGCCAAAAAGCUCAGCACCCUUCUUGUGCCCGCCAGGAGACACGAUAACCCAGAGGAAACCGAAGAGGAGAAUCUGACGAAUGCAACCACGACAACGGUCGCCGGGGGUGAUGAGGGAAUUCAAAGUAUGGCAACUGUGGCUGGAGGCUUUGAUGAGGGCCAGCGGACAGUUUUGGACCCCAAAGCCCCCCCUUUGCACACCAAACUAGGGGUGAUCCAAAAAGACCUAACAAAGAAAACUCAGAGCUAUAAAGUAGAGUCGGUGUCUGUUGGCCUCCACACCGAGGUGCAUAACUUCAGCUUAGAGUCUAAGAGGGAGACGGAGUAUGGUCCGUGUAGGAGAGAGAUAGAGAGUCUUUUGAAGAGCCUAAAGAUCUCCAGCGUGCUCAAUCCCCGAGGCUUCCGCAUUCCCAACUGUGACAGGAAAGGCUUCUACAAGAAGAAACAGUGUCGCCCAUCCAAAGGAAGGAGGAGAGGUUACUGCUGGUGUGUGGACAAGUAUGGACAGCCCCUGCCCAGCUAUGAUGGCAAAGAGCAAGGCCAAGUUCACUGCUAUAACCUAGAAAAAAAGUGAGCGAAGAG